Messenger RNA from Aspergillus alliaceus, 670 nucleotides. RefSeq lists its product as uncharacterized. NCBI's taxonomy places the organism in Eukaryota, Fungi, Ascomycota, Eurotiomycetes, Eurotiales, Aspergillaceae. The record is from RefSeq and is a predicted model, not a curated record. Bases 100 to 456 code for a protein of 118 amino acids. The transcript has a single exon.
GGAAGGAUGUCUGCUUCGAUAUCAAGGGCGGAAAGGAAAAUCGCAGGAUUCUUGACCACAUUUGAUGGAUGAGUCAAACCGGGGUCCUUGACAGCGCUCAUGGGUGUCUCUGGCGCUAGAAAUACUACGCUCGUCGAAGUCCUGGUUACGCGUACCACUAUGGGAGUGACUAGCGGAAAAUUGCUCGUCUACGGCAAGCCGCGUGAUGACUCCUUCCAACAUAAAUCCGGCUAUGCUCAGCAACCAGAUCUUCAUUUAAGUGCUGUUACAGUACGCGAGGCGCUUGAAUGCUCUGCUCUUCUACACCAGCCUGCUUACGUUCCUCGUCAAGAAAGGAUCGACUAUAUAACCCAAGUGAUUAAGCUUCUUGAAAUGACCGAGUAUGCUGACGCUGUUAUUGGUGUCCUCGGAUAUCUGGAGGAACUCUGGGCCCAUGUGGAUGUUUAUUGUUUUUGACAGUCAUGCAGUAUGUGUGUUGUACUGGUGGGAUCGUGUUCCGACGAUUAAGAAGCCGGUCACUAAGAUUGAGUGGGCAUUGUUUGUUCUCUUGCUGUCUUACUUCUAGGGUAUACGUAUUUAAUAGGUCCUGUUUGCUGUGAUGUCUUCUUCAGAUAUGAGUAUUUUGACUUACUGCCCAAUAUUAUCAUAAAACAGCUCCCAUAGGUCCAAA